GGAGCGGCGGCAGCGGCGGCGGCAACGGACGGGCCAUGCGGGGGCCGCGCUCCGGGCUCUGCCCGCUCUCCAUCUUCAUCCUCCUCCUCCUCUGCCCGCUCCUGCCGGCGUCCGCCCCCUCCCCGGCCCCGCCGUGCGUCCUCCCGGGGCUGCGCCGCGGGCCGUUCCCCGCACCAGGGAGCUCCGGAGGCUGCGCGGGGCCGUACAGGACGGAGGAGCCCGAUGUCGGGGUGCGGGAGGAUGGGGGCCCCGUGCGGCUACCGGGGGUGGGCAGGGAGCUCGCCGUACCCSCCCGAGAUGCUGGUUCUCCCCGGGAUGCCGUUGGUCAGCCACWCCCGGCCCCAGUUCCCGCAGAGAGCAGCCGCUCCCCCCAGGAGCUCCCCAGGGCUCGCCUUGCUCUCAGGAGGCAGAAGAGGGAUUGGGUGAUCCCCCCCAUCAAGGUUCCUGAAAAUGAGAGGGGCCCCUUCCCCAAAAAGCUGGUUCAGAUCAAAUCCAACCGGGACAGAGACACCAAGAUCUUCUACAGCAUCACGGGACAGGGAGCAGAUGCUCCCCCCGAGGGCAUCUUCACCAUCGAGAAGGAGUCCGGCUGGAUGAAGGUGACGCAGCCGCUGGACCGGGAGCACAUCGACAAGUACCAUCUCUUCUCCCACGCCGUGUCCGAGAACGGUAAACCAGUGGAGGAGCCGAUGGAGAUCAUUGUGACGGUGACAGACCAGAAUGACAACAAGCCCCAGUUCACGCAGGAGGUGUUCAGGGGCUCUGUGCCCGAGGGAGCUCUGCCGGGCACCUCCGUCAUGCAGGUGACAGCCACGGAUGCGGAUGAUGCGGUGGAGACCUACAACGGUGUCAUUGCCUACUCCAUCCUCAGCCARGAGCCACGGGAGCCCCAUCCCCAAAUGUUCACUGUCAACCGGGCCACCGGCACCCUCAGUGUGAUCGCCAGCGGCCUCGACCGGGAGCGUGUGCGGGAGUACACACUGACCGUGCAGGCGGCUGACCUGGAUGGGGAGGGACUGACCACCACCGCGCUGGCCGUCAUUGAGAUCGCUGAUGUCAAUGAUAAUGCCCCCGAGUUUGACCCCAAAACGUAUGAGGCGGCUGUCCCCGAAAAUGUGGCUGGGCGGGAGGUGGCCCGGCUGGCUGUCACCGACCUGGACGAGCCCGGCACGCCGGCGUGGCGAGCUGUCUACUCCAUCCUGCGUGGCAAUGAUGGGGGUGCCUUCACCAUCACCACUGACCCUGCCACCAACGAGGGCAUCCUCUCUACUGCCAAGGGUCUGGACUAUGAGGCCAAGCAGCAGUUCGUGCUCCACGUGGCAGUGGCCAACGAGGUCCCYUUCGUCGUGAAGCUGCCGAUGGCCACUGCCACCGUGAUGGUCACUGUGGAGGACGUCAACGAGGCCCCGGUGUUCGUGCCGCCGGUGCAGCUGGCCACGGUGAUGGAGGAUGUGCCCCCWGGGCAGACCCUCACCGCCUGCACCGCCCAGGACCCUGACAAGGAGCAGGGCCAGAGGAUCAAGUACCUGGUGGGGCAUGACCCCGCGGGCUGGCUGGCCGUGCACCCCGAGAACGGCCUGGUGACUGCACGGGACCACCUGGACCGAGAGUCCCCCUUCGUCAAGAACAGCACCUACAUGGCUGUGCUGCUGGCUGUGGAUGAUGGCUCWCCGCCGGCCACGGGCACGGGCACGCUGCUCCUCACCCUGCUCGACGUGAACGACAACGGCCCCGAGGCCGAGCCCCAGGAGAUCACUGUGUGCCAGCGCAACCCCCAGCCCCAGCUCCUCACCGUCACCGACCGGGACCUGCCCCCCAACACCGGCCCCUUCCGCGCCGAGCUCACCCACGGCUCCGGGGACAGCUGGGCUGUGGAGGUGGGGGACACAGGUGACACGGUGACACUGCAGCUGGUGGCGGCGCUGGAGCCGGACACSUACAGCGUGUACCUGCGGCUGCUGGACCAGCCGGGCAGAGCCCAGGUGACCAUCAUCACCGCACGGGUCUGUGCCUGCGAGGGGCCGGCACAGGGCUGUCCCCAGAGACCCCAGGCUGUCACCGCCCUGCCCUUUGUCCUCGCCGCCCUGGGCGCGCUGCUGGCCCUGCUGCUCAUCCUGCUGCUGCUGCUGCUCUUCGUGAGGAGAAGGAAGGUGACAAAGGAACCGCUGCUGCUGCCCGAGGACGACACAAGGGACAACAUCUUCUACUACGGGGAGGAGGGUGGCGGCGAGGAGGACCAGAACUAUGACCUGAGCCAGCUGCACCGGGGGCUGGACGCCCGGCCCGAGGUGAUCCGCAAUGAUGUGGCACCCACCCUCCUGCCGGCCCCCCAGUACCGRCCCCGYCCCGCCAACCCCGAYGACAUCGGCACCUUCAUUGAGGAGAACCUGAAGGCGGCUGACACGGACCCCACGGCCCCUCCCUACGACUCACUGCUGGUGUUCGACUACGAGGGCAGCGGCUCCGAGGCCACCUCGCUCAGCUCCCUCAACUCCUCGGCCUCUGACGGCGACCAGGACUACGACUACCUCAAUGAUUGGGGCAGCCGCUUCCGCAAGCUGGCCGAGCUCUACGGCGGCGGCGAGGAGGACGAUAGCGGGCAGUGGYUGUGCCAGCGGGCAGCGCCGUGCCAGCCCGGCUUCACCGCCCAGACCUUUGCCCUGACGGUGCCGCGGGACAGCGUGGCGGCGGGACGGGCCCUGGGACGAGUGAGCUUUGUGGACUGUGGUGAGUCGCACCACGCUGUGUUCCUCCCGGACGACACGCGCUUCAAGGUGAGCAGGGAUGGCGUCGUCUCUGCCACCCGGCCCCUGCAGCUGCAGCGGCGGCAGAUCGCCUUCKCUGUGCACACCUGGGACAGCACGGGCAAGAAGCAUUCGGCCAAGGUGACCGUGCGCCRGCGAUGGCACCAACACCACAAGCAGAUGCAGCAGGUGGUGGGACGGGGACGGUCCUGGGGGCUGUGCAGGCUGACUGUGCCCUCGCAGCUCUACUCCCACGCCGUGUCGGCCAACGGUCAGCCCGUGGAGGAUCCCAUGGAGAUCAUCAUCACCGUCACYGACCAGAAYGACAACCGGCCCGUSUUCACCCAGCAAGUCUUUGUUGGCUACAUUGAGGAGAAUGCCAAGCCAGGCACAUCUGUGAUGACCGUGAACGCCACGGAUGCAGACGAUGGGAUCAACGUGAACAAUGGCAUCGUCCACUAYUCCAUCCUCAGUGAGGAGCCCAAGGGUGCACAGCCGAUGUUCACCAUCAACGCCGAGGAGGGCAUCAUCAGCGUCAUUGGCACGGGUCUGGACCGGGAGACCACUCCCAACUACACGCUGAUAAUCCAAGCUGCGGACCAGGAGGGCAUAGGCCUGACCAACACCGCCACCGCCAUCAUCCAAGUCACCGAUGCCAAUGACAACCCUCCCAUCUUCGACCCCACCACGUACGAGGAGUCAGUGAACGAGAACGAGCCGGGGCUGCUGGUGGCCCGGCUGCAUGUGAAGGACCAGGACCUGCCGGGCUCCCCGGCCUGGCGCGCCGUCUACCGCAUCCAGAGCGGGGACCCUCASGGCAACUUCGAGAUCACCACUGACCCCAAAACCAAUGAUGGGCUCCUGAAAACKGCCAAGGUGGGUCCUGCUGCUGCAUGGCCACCUCAGCACCAGCUGACUCCCUGCUGGCACUACCCGGCUUCUCUCCCACCCCAGGGCCUGGAUUAUGAGACYCAGAAGCAGUACAAGCUUGUGGUGKCGGUGGAGAACGAGGUCCCCUUCACAGUGAAGCUGAAUCCUUCCACGGCCAGCGUCCAGGUGUUUGUCAAGGAUGUGAAUGAAGACCCCGUCUUCAUACCCACAGUCAAAAAGGUGGAGGUGAUGGAGGAUGUGCCGGUGGGAUACCAGAUCACCUCCUACACAGCACAGGACCCUGACAAGGAGCAGAACCAGAAAAUCACGUAUCGCAUGGGUAGCGACCCCGCAGGGUGGUUGGCCAUCGACCCUGAGAACGGCAUCGUCACGGCAGCCCAGCCGCUGGACAGGGAGUCKGCGCAUGCCAUCAACAGCACCUACAAGGCCAUCGUCCUGGCUGUGGACAAUGGGUCACCAAAGUAUGGCACCGGCACGGGGACGCUGCUCCUCCUGCUCCAGGACGUGAAUGACAAYGGGCCCGUGCCAGAGCCCCGGAGCUUCGACAUCUGCAACCGGCAGCCUGAGGAGCAGACRCUGAACAUCAUCGACAAGGACCUGCCACCCAACACCUUCCCCUUCAGGGCAGAGCUGAUGCAUGGCUCUGGCAGCAACUGGACUGCCAGGGUGACUUCACCAGACCUGGUGCAUCUGCAAAUGAGGAAGGAGCUGGAGCCGGGCGAGUACAACAUCUUCCUGAAGCUGCUGGAUGCGCAGGGCAAGGAGCAGAUCACGCCGGUGCGAGCCCAGGUCUGCAGCUGCGAGGGGCCAGCCAAGAACUGUGAGCGGCGAGCGUUCAUCUCUGGUGGCAUGGGCGUGCCUGCCAUCCUGGGCAUCCUGGGGGGCAUCCUGGCGCUGCUCAUCCUCCUGCUGCUGCUGCUGCUCUUUGCAAGGAGAAGGAAGGUGGUGAAGGAGCCGCUGCUCCCACCUGAGGAUGACAUGAGGGACAAUGUCUACCACUAUGACGAGGAGGGCGGUGGCGAGGAGGACCAGGACUAUGACCUGAGCCAGCUGCACCGGGGGCUGGAYGCCMGGCCCGAGGUGAUCCGCAACGACGUGGCCCCRCCRCUGAUGGCRGCCCCCCAGUACCGGCCCCGYCCYGCCAACCCCGACGAGAUCGGAAACUUCAUCGAUGAGAACCUGAAGGCGGCUGACACGGACCCCACGGCCCCUCCCUACGACUCGCUGCUGGUGUUCGACUACGAGGGCAGCGGCUCCGAGGCCACCUCGCUCAGCUCCCUCAACUCCUCGGCCUCUGACGGCGACCAGGACUACGACUACCUCAAUGAUUGGGGCAGCCGCUUCCGCAAGCUGGCCGAGCUCUACGGCGGCGGCGAGGAGGACGAUUAGGGACCCCCGGCCCGCUGCCCCCGCCUCGUUUCACCCSUCCGGACUCACGGUGGUUUCUGCUCAGGGUGGCUCAACUCCCUCCAACAUCCCCUGGACGCAGCGCCCACGUCUCCCGCACUGAGAAAAGCUCAGGCUCACUGGGGUGGGGGGUUUUUGGGGUARUCUGGUGUUUCCUGGCCUCCUUGGCUCCAGGGCGUGGGACUUUUUGGCCAGGAUCAGCUCCUUCUUCCCCUUUCCAUGGGGGGGAAAAGGGUUUUUUAUCUGAUAUUCUCCCAAAAUACCUCGUGCUCCCAGCCCCACACAGCUAAUCUCCCACCAGGCUCCGAUCAUGAACCUGGUGAUGGACAAGUGGGAUGGAGCACUUGAUCAACACCAAAGAUGCAUUGUCACAAGAAUAGGAAUUUAUUUGACUAUGUGCAGGCAGAUUUUUAUUUUUUUCGUAUCCCAGAUUAUGGUUUGAUUUCCUCCGGUGUUGUGCCAGUUGUAAUUAGYGUGCAGUCAAUGAAAGGCGCUUUCCAGAAUCAAAGGGCUUUACUGAAAUCCUGACCUCUGUGUAUAGCUAUCGUUAUGGUUUGUAUUUUUUAACAUAGGAAAAGGAUCUGAUGUGAGCUGGGAAACCAGCAGCCGCCAAGUGUUGAUUGCAUGUUUUUUAUAUAAAAUUGAAACAAUAAAUUGUUUUAAGAAAACCAAAA
This is a messenger RNA of Malurus melanocephalus (red-backed fairy wren), 5716 nucleotides long. RefSeq lists its product as uncharacterized. NCBI's taxonomy places the organism in Eukaryota, Metazoa, Chordata, Aves, Passeriformes, Maluridae. Gene Ontology annotation, cellular component: plasma membrane; adherens junction; cytoplasm. Gene Ontology annotation, biological process: multicellular organism development; homophilic cell-cell adhesion; cell-cell junction assembly. Gene Ontology annotation, molecular function: calcium ion binding; cadherin binding. The record is from RefSeq and is a predicted model, not a curated record.